UUAUCGAAAAUGAGUUUUCUUGCAAGUCGUCGGGUCCUCUUCACUCAAUUUAGGACCAUUCGUCAUAAACCGUGGAUUCCGAAAUUCCGUCUCAUUCGUCAAAUGCAACCUUGGGUUCAGCCCUUCGACCCUGAUCUAAUUUCCAUCGGUGGUAAAAGUGGAGGUGAGCGGGCUACCGCGUCGGAAAUUCGCGAGCAUUUGCGCCGCAAUGGUCUCAUGCCGCCUCUUAUCUUCCAAGACCGUCCUAUUAAUCUGACUCAUUCCGGUCGAAUAUUCGAUGAGUAUGUUCCUCCAGAAGGUGAUGGUAAAUCGUCUCUCCUUUCAACCGGGACGGUGACAUCGAUGAAAGAUGCAGCCUUAAAAAAGGCCAAAACAACCAGAGCUGCUUUUCGUAUUAAAAAGCACAAGCCCACUUUUAGUACUGCUAAUUUUCCUUCGGAAGCCGAUUCUAUCUACAAAGAAGUGCUUAGCCUUCUUCCCAAGUUUUAUGACAACGAGGAACGAUUGCUUGAGCUCACCACAGAAAAGGCUUUUGCGGAGAUGACAGAUGGCUUGAAACUGCGAACUCUUCGUUGGAACUUCGUGGGUAGCUUAGAGCCACCUCGAAUUGUCAGCUGUCGGACUGAGGAGGCUUUAGGCAAGGGUAAUAUGUUCGGACAGGUCACUGUCAGAUUCCAUACUCAACAAGUGAGUGGACAGCAAUUUCGGGGAUAG
Molecule: messenger RNA, 714 nt
Organism: Rodentolepis nana
Lineage: Eukaryota; Metazoa; Platyhelminthes; Cestoda; Cyclophyllidea; Hymenolepididae
Source: the annotation of a GenBank genome assembly